Molecule: messenger RNA, 1814 nt
Organism: Syngnathus typhle (broad-nosed pipefish)
Lineage: Eukaryota; Metazoa; Chordata; Actinopteri; Syngnathiformes; Syngnathidae
Gene: kera
Product: keratocan
Exons: 3
Coding region: 484-1509 (341 amino acids)
Molecular function (GO): protein binding
Source: RefSeq, a predicted model, not a curated record
AUGACAGGUAAAAGAGCUUCCUGGUGCUGUGUGUAAAUUACCCUGCAGAAUUGCAAAGACAAAAAUCCAAAUUGUUGUCUGCAUGUCAAACAGAAGACAAUUAAUCCUGGAUACACCGCAGAUGUUGGCAGCACAGAAUUAACACAAAGGUUGGCAGUGACCCUGAGGGAUUUGUUAGUUCAAAAGAGAUCAAGCGCAGCGCAGCGGAAUUAAGCAAGAGGAUGCAAGCAGACAAGUAGAACAGGUAGCGGUGCGGUGACCUCUUUCUAAAUGGGCUAUGUCCCGAGUCUUAUUAAGGCUUAGCGCAUGAGUCCUCAUUGGUCAGUCUUCAAGUGACAAGCCGGCAUAGUUUGAAUGAAAAAAGAAAAAUAGUACAAAUACUAGGAAGGGCAUGCUACAGCUUCAUUACUUGGAUCACGGGAGAAAUCUUGACAACUCCAGGGUGGACGUGUCUUUUGACAAAGCUUGAGUCUGUCCUUCAAAAUGGAACUCUUUCUGAGGCUUCUCUGUGCCAUGUGCCUGGUUGGGACAGUCCUGAGCCACGACAUGCCUUACGAGGAACAAAUGGCCCAAAUUCAAGCGUGCCCUCAAGAAUGCCGCUGCCCUUCCAACUUCCCCCGUGCCGUCUACUGUGACAAUAAAGGUCUGACGAGAAUCCCCCCAAUCCCCCCAUUCACCUGGUACCUCUACCUGCAGAAUAAUCAAAUUCAAGAGGUUACGGCCGACGCCCUUCGCAACGCUACCCAGCUGCGUUGGGUGAAUCUGAGUCGCAACAAAAUAACCAGCGAGGGAGUGGAAAAAGACACCCUGGACGCAAUGACACACCUAGAACACCUCUACAUGGAUGACAAUCUCUUAUCCUGGGUGCCGUUUCCUCUUCCGGCCAGCCUGGAGCACUUGAGUCUUUCUCGCAAUCGGAUCUCGAAGAUCCCUGACGGGGUCUUCUUUGGCUUGGAUAAGCUGACCCUCUUAGACCUGCAGGGGAAUAAGCUGAUGGAUGAUGCCGUGACUGAGGUCAGCCUGAAGGGUCUUAACAACCUGGUGCAGAUCAACCUUGCCAAGAACCAGUUGAGCAGUAUGCCUCUUGGCCUUCCCCCCACCACCACUCAGCUCUUCCUUGAUGGCAACAACAUCGACAAAAUCCCCACAGGCUACUUCAAAGGUUUGCCCAAGGUGGCUUUCCUGAGGCUAAACCACAACAAGCUUGGAAGUAGUGGUGUUCCUAACAACGUGUUCAACAUCUCCAGCAUCCUGGACCUGCAGCUGUCGCACAACCUGCUCACUGAGGUUCCCCUGAUCCCCCCAGGCCUUGAACAGCUCUACCUGGACCACAACAACAUUAAAACCGUGAGUGGCUCCAACGUCUGCCCCAUGGACAUUGAUACCGUGGGUGCUAAUGAUAGCGUGCCACGACUGCGCUUCCUCCGACUGGAUGGCAACAAUAUCGAACCGCCGAUCCCCAGGGAUGUCAUUCUCUGCUUCCGUCUCCUUAGGUCCAUUGUCAUCUAAAUAAGCAAACAUGUCUGAACGUCGGACACGUGUGGCAAGAGAUAAGAUUCCUUUUCUCAUUUACCUUUUCAGGGAUUUUAUUCAACUCAGUUUAAUGGAGUACUAGUUGUGCCUUCAAUGUUCAAAUCUGCUGAUAAUUUAGAUGAUAACAUCAGAAGACCUUGAACUGAAACCCAAAUCUUUUGACUUUUGUUUUCUAUUGUUUGAAGUUGUUAGUUGUUGAGAAAUAGCCAUUUAUUUUCUAUUCAUUGUUCCUUUUGGAAUUCUGGUCUCUGUGUAAGAUUUAUUCUUCAGUUUUAAUAAAA